AUGAAACGAAAGUUUCAGCCGUACGAAGCCCAUCUCCAGUACCUUCUUCAGUUCAUGAUUGAUUACAAUCUAUAUGGCUGUGAUUUUGUCGAAUCAUCCCAAACCUACUUUCGAUCUCCGGUCCCCGCAAGUGGAACUAGUACCACGUCUUCGCAGCUUCUUUGGAAUAUUCAAACUGUUGCAAGAACUUCCAUCACGGAUGAUCUCACAUUGCCUCGAGAAAGCUAUUGUUCAAUCGAAGUCGACAUCGCAGCCCAGAACAUCACCAAUAGGCACAAGGUUAAAGAGCGCUUGCUCCACCACGACUUUACUGAGUUUCUAAGGCCUCCAACGGACGAUGUUAGACUGGUGUCUAGUAUGGCUGGGCUAUGGAAAGCUGAGGCACGAAGGCGCCAACGCCAAUUACUACCCGGCCAAACAAAUAUUGAGCACCUGGUGUCCUCUGUUCCGCGAGACGCUUUUGUGUCGAUGUCGGCUGACUCUCGAUCAUCCCAGCCUCAGGCAUGGAUUCAUGAAGGAGAAUACCGCCGAAAAGUGGAAAAGUUAGUUGCUAAAGAACAAGACCAAUGCCAUGGACCGGAGCUUAAUCUGGAUACAUUUUUGAAGCCUCUACACUCUGAAAGUUCCAUUAAAACUGCUUUACAGUCUGUUGAAGAUUUGCAUCCGUCUAAACUCUUGCCCUCACUUGGGCUUUCAUUGGGACUAGAGCAGCUAGACGAGGAUCCUGAUGCCAGUAUUAUGGUCGAUGAACUGAAACUUUCUCAAGUGGGAGAAGAUGACCUGCUCGGAACAGAUUCGGAUGAUAUGGGGAUAGGCCAAGAGACUGGCCAAAACCACGAUGAUGCAGCAAUAGAGAGCACAAAGGACCUAAUGAGUCAACGCGUCUUGGCUCAAUCAUCGAACAUCGAAACCAUGAAAUACAAAAGACGGAUAUUUGGAAUCGGCCAAAGCGGUCUUACAACCGGCGAGCUUCCUCGUAUUCCCGUAUCGGCCAGGUUGGUUGAAGCUGCGCUGCGCAGCUUACUUACCUUCAAAAACGGUAGAACGGCUGUGGGGGGCCAAAAGACAAAAGUAAUCCGUAAACGUACAGCAUCAUGGUCGUCGAAUGGCAAUUCUGCUAAGAGGGCCAAGCACGAUCCUUCAUAUGAAGAUGACCCUCCCCCCCAAUUAACAGGUGCAAAUCAAUCAAUGUCCUAUUACGAAUCUGAGUCGCAUAUCUCGAAAUCAAUCGGCCCUUCAGGAUCGCCGCCUCGUAUCGUCGAAGGAGAAAAAACUAAAACCUCAGGUCACGUCGUGACCUAUGCUAUUCGUCCGCCAUCUGUGGCUGAAAUUGCUUUGAGGAAAGAUCACCACAUCUCAUCUAGUAUCAUAUACCAGGAUGCUUUUUACAGCAGAGAAGCCGAUCUUCCGGUGCAACGACGGGAAUAUGCCGGUAGGGAGUUCCGAUUAAUCAGCGACACUCUUCCCUUUUUGCAUGACUUUGAUCCCACCGGAGGACUUUCACCAUACGGAAGCCCCGAUCUCGAUAUGAGUCGUUCUGAUGGGUCGCAUAUGAAACAAGAAGAUCGGCAGUUGAAGAGAUCAUGUUCGUGGAGAAGCUGGGAGAUUGCACAACUUCCUCCUUCCUAUGAGGAGGUUAGAAAAUGGUCCACUCAGAGCGGCAAGGUCGACACAACUAGCAGUACAGCAACUAGACGGACUUCAGGUCGUUCACUGCUCUCUCAAAUUGAUGGCCCAACACAGAAGGCCAAAUAUGAUUUUAAAUAUAGUCAAAAGCAGCCCUCGACAGCUGUGCCACACGAAGCCCAAUAUAUGAGCAUAAUGAGCCUUGAGGUUCAUGUGAAUACGAGGGGGAAUUAUGUCCCCAAUCCAGAAGAAGACGAAGUCCAAUGUAUUUUUUGGCAUUGGAAAGAUGACGAAGCAAUAGCAAGUACUGAUUUCGAAACACCAACAAUAUCAAAAUCCGGUAUUUUAGUCCUGUCAGCCGAUGGCGCCCUGGCUGAUCGAAUAAGGCAUGCAGUAUCUGACGAAGUCACUCACGAAUCUUCAGAGCUGGAUUUACUCAAUCGCAUGGUUGAGAUAGUUAGAGUCUAUGACCCAGAUGUGCUGACCGGCUACGAAGUCCAUGGAAGUUCAUGGGGCUAUCUCAUUGAACGGGCAAGGCUGAAAUAUGACUACGAUCUUUGCAAUGAAUUUUCUCGAAUGAAGACACAAUCCAAAGGUCGAUUUGGGAAAGAAAGCGACCAGUGGGGGUUCAAUACAACAUCAACGAUUCGAAUAACGGGAAGACAUAUGAUCAACAUAUGGAGGGCAAUGCGUGGCGAAGUGAAUCUUCUCCAAUACACCAUGGAAAACGUGGUAUGGCAUCUUUUGCAUCGUCGAAUACCACACUAUUCAUGGAGGUCUCUCACAUCCUGGCUCCAAAGCGGCAAGGGACGGGAUUUAAACAGACUUUUGAGAUACUAUCGAACACGGUCCAGGCUAGACUUGGAAAUUCUCGAGUCCAACGAGCUGAUCUCGAGAACUAGCGAGCAAGCAAGGCUUCUAGGCGUCGACUUCUUUUCCGUAUUCUCUCGCGGCUCACAAUUCAAAGUCGAGUCCAUCAUGUUUAGGAUUGCCAAACCAGAAAAUUUCAUGCUGGUCUCCCCUAGCCGGAAACAGGUUGGGCAGCAGAAUGCACUUGAGUGUCUACCACUAGUAAUGGAGCCCCAAAGUUCAUUCUAUAGCAGCCCUCUUGUUGUGCUGGAUUUCCAAAGUCUUUACCCUAGCGUCAUGAUUGCAUAUAAUUAUUGCUACUCGACGUUCUUGGGACGAAUCACAGAUUGGCGAGGCAAGAGCAAGAUGGGCUUCACUGAAUACAAACGACAAGACGGUUUGUUAACUUUGCUAGAAGAUCACAUCAACAUUGCGCCGAAUGGCAUGAUGUAUGUGAAGUCCGAGGUUCGGAAAUCUUUGCUCGCCAAAAUGCUAACCGAAAUUCUGGAAACGAGAAUAAUGGUCAAGAGUGGCAUGAAACAAGACCAAGAUGACAAGACCCUUCAGCAGCUACUCAAUAACCGACAGCUUGCUCUGAAAUUGCUCGCCAACGUCACCUACGGUUAUACUUCAGCUUCAUUCUCCGGGCGAAUGCCUUGUUCAGAAAUCGCAGACAGCAUUGUGCAGACUGGUCGCGAGACACUGGAGAGAGCUACGGCCUACAUCCACUCCGUGGAGCGAUGGGGUGCUGAAGUUGUAUAUGGUGAUACUGAUAGUCUUUUCGUCUACCUCAAAGGGCGUUCAAGGAAUGAGGCAUUCGCCAUCGGCCAAGAGAUUGCUCAGGCUAUUACGGAAAGGAACCCAAAGCCAAUAAAGCUCAAGUUUGAGAAAGUCUAUCAUCCAUGCGUUUUGCUUGCUAAAAAGCGCUAUGUCGGUUACAAGUACGAAACCAAGGAUCAACUCAUGCCUGCAUUUGACGCCAAAGGUAUAGAGACUGUCCGCCGAGAUGGAACUCCCGCAGAACAGAAGAUUGAAGAGAAAGCACUGAGGUUACUAUUUGAGACAGCCGACUUGAGCCAAGUUAAAAGAUAUUUCCAGAAACAGUGCAAAAAAGUGAUGCGUGGCAAAAUAUCAGUUCAAGACUUUUGCUUUGCCAAAGAAGUCCGCCUUGGCUCCUAUUCUGCGCAUGGCCCAGCGCCUGCUGGAGCACUAGUCAGCGCAAGGAAGAUGCUGCAAGAUGCCAGAGCAGAGCCACAAUACGGCGAACGCGUCCCGUAUGUGGUGAUUACUGGAGCGCCGGGUGCUAGGCUGAUCGAUCGGUGCGUCUCACCAGAGGAGCUUCUCCGUAAUCCUCACUGGCAGCUGGAUGCAGAUUACUAUAUAUCCAAAAACAUCAUCCCUCCGUUGGAGCGAAUAUUCAGUCUUGUCGGCGCCAAUGUGAGGCAGUGGUACGACGCAAUGCCCAAAAUACGACGUAUUCACCAAACAAAGGGGCUUGGGAGUAAGAAACGGACAUUGGAGGCAUACAUGCUGUCGGUACACUGUAUGAUUUGCAGAAGAAAGAUUGCCGGCACUGCAGAGCUAUCAUUGUGCCGUUUCUGCUAUGCCAGGAUGCCGGCGUCUUUGCUAGCGCUACAGGCAAAACUAACUGCGGCGGAACAUAAGUACGCUGAAACGCUACGCAUUUGCCAGAGUUGUGAAGGCAUUGGCCCUCUGGACGAAGUUGGCUGCGAUAGCCAUGAUUGUCCCGUAUUCUGGACUCGCACUAAACUGAAGAACAAGAUGCUCUACGAGCAGGCGGUAACUAGCCCGGUAAUUGAUGGAAUAAACGCCAAGAUAAAGAGCUCCUCUUUGAACUGGUAA
Messenger RNA from Trichoderma gamsii, 4338 nucleotides. RefSeq lists its product as hypothetical. Gene Ontology annotation, biological process: double-strand break repair via homologous recombination; error-prone translesion synthesis. The transcript has a single exon. Gene Ontology annotation, molecular function: nucleotide binding; DNA-directed DNA polymerase activity; DNA binding. The coding region runs from base 1 to 4338 and encodes 1445 amino acids. Lineage: Eukaryota; Fungi; Ascomycota; Sordariomycetes; Hypocreales; Hypocreaceae. Gene Ontology annotation, cellular component: nucleus; zeta DNA polymerase complex. The record is from RefSeq and is a predicted model, not a curated record.